Molecule: messenger RNA, 519 nt
Organism: Penicillium digitatum Pd1
Lineage: Eukaryota; Fungi; Ascomycota; Eurotiomycetes; Eurotiales; Aspergillaceae
Gene: nut2
Product: mediator complex subunit NUT2
Biological process (GO): positive regulation of transcription by RNA polymerase II
Cellular component (GO): mediator complex
Molecular function (GO): transcription coregulator activity
Source: RefSeq, a predicted model, not a curated record
AUGGCACCAGUGACUUUGAAAACGGUCGAUGACGACCUCAAAGAUGUGAUCCAGCACCUCUUCGAGAUACAAUCUGCCGUCCACGGCUAUCUAGGCCCAGAAACACAGCAGGAGCUUGUACGAAAGAUCAAAAACCUAACUAUCGCCCUCUCAACUUUGUCAACACAUACUCAACUCCCACCAACACAAGAAAACCAGCCAGACACAAGUACCGACCCCUCCAAUCCCUCUCUCGCCAGCAUCCAGCUCCCACCAGAGAUAAUUGACUACGUCGACUCGGCGCGCAACCCGGAUAUUUACACGCGAGAGUUCGUUGAGCUUGUGCAGCGUGGGAAUCAGGACCUGCGCGGGAAGCGUGAGGCAUUUGCGAGCUUCCGCGACGUACUGGCCCGCGAGAUACGCAGCGCUAUGCCCGAGUGUCGCGGCGAGGUUGAUCGCGUGGUUGCUGCGACGGGUGGGGCGGUGAAUGGACCUGACGGUGUUACUGGUGAUGCGAGUACUUCUCGGCGUGCAUUUUGA